Messenger RNA from Manis javanica (Malayan pangolin), 1199 nucleotides. The record is from RefSeq and is a predicted model, not a curated record. Lineage: Eukaryota; Metazoa; Chordata; Mammalia; Pholidota; Manidae.
AUGGGGCUGCACAACACUCCUAAGGCAGCAUUUCUAAGGCUGUCACCUGGGCAUCUGGAAGUGUUUUCAAGUCGCACGGAUGAUUGCGAUGCACAGCGGGGACAUCCUGUGACAAGAAGUCUUGAUGUAGCCCCCAGUCUCCUGCUUUGGAAGGAAAAGCCUGAUGUGGAGGACAGAUGGAGGAAGGAAGGCAGAGCCGGCACUUGGGGACGGCCGUGGUCCGAGCGGCUCCGGAGCAGCUCUUCUCACAGAGGCGGGGACAGACCGACAGCGGACACCCUGGCGCCCCCCGCAGCCCCUGUCCCCCGAGGGCCGGUCCCCUGGCAGGGGCUCCUGCUGGCAGUCUCACUCUUAACCAGGACCCUGCCCACAACUGCCCAGCUCACUGUGGAGUCGGUGCCGCCCAGUGCUGUCCAAGGGCAGGAUGUUCUUCUGCUUGCUCACAAUCCUCCUGAGAGUCUUCUAGGCUAUGUCUGGUACAAAGGGAACCGUAAUGUCACCCAGGAGGACACAGGAUACUACACUCUACAAGCCUUACAAGGAAGUCUUCUUAGUACAACAGCAACUGUCCAGUUUAGUGUCUACCCAAACGAGAAAGCCUCGGAGUCCUCCCCGUGGACUAUCCCCGGCACUGUGAUUGGGGUCCUGGUCGGGGUGGCGCUGGCAGCUGCCCUAGGGUGUUUCCUGUUCCUCAAGAAGACUGGAAGGGCCAGUCACCAAUGUUUACUCAAAGAGCUCGGCCCUCCAGCACCCACCCCCGGCCAAAGUCCCUCCAGCAGCUCCACCUCACCGGCCCCACUACCUGAUGCCAGGGCAGCUGUUCCCAUCUAUGAGUGUUUGUCACACCCCGACACGAACAUUUACUGCCGCAUCGACCAUAAAGCAGAUGUGGCUUCUUAGUUUCCUCCGUCAGCUGCUCUUUAAGAGCUGUGGCAGGGUCCGCCUGACCCCACUCCCUGGCUAGGGUCACAAGCUGGAGCCUGAGCCAGCAAAUCAGCUCUGAGCCUGGGGAUAUUCAGGGAUCCGAGGCCAGGUUCCCGACUCUCCUGAUUUCUGCAGACCCCGAAGGGCUGCCCUGAUUCCUGGGUGGGCCAGACAAAGGCUCCCAUCCCCCCAGGAAGUGGGGGAGCUCCCAGGGAUGGUGACCUGACCCUCCUCCACCACCUGAGAGGGUGUGAAUAAAGAGGACCCUUCACCUC